UCACUCCGUUUCUUCUUCUCUUCUCUUUUUGUCUUCAGCUUAGUUUUCCAGUUUCACAGACUCUUUUUUUCCUUUGGAUUUUCUCAUUCCUAGUCUAUCUUCUUCUCUUCCUUGCAUCAUCCAUUCCCUCCCUCUCAGCAUUCUUGAUAACCAGUCCUAGUUGUAGAAAGGAAAUGGCAUCCAGCUCUCUCCGUAGUAGCUCUAGCUCUUCUUGGACUCCCAAGCAGAACAAAUUGUUCGAGAAGGCCUUGGCCAAAUAUGAUAAGGACACCCCCGACCGCUGGCAGAAUGUAGCCAGGGCUGUCGGUGGGAAAUCCGCCGAGGAAGUGAAGAGGCACUAUGAGGAUCUUGUUGAGGAUCUCAAGUGCAUUGAGUCAGGCCGAGUCCCCUUUCCCAAUUACAGGACCACUGGAGGUACCAGUGCCUAACGCAGCCACCAUGCACCUCAUCACCUGGUUGCAUUUUCUCUCUUAUUGGCAGGUUACCCAAGUAUCUAAAGCACCAAAUGAAGUGGCAGCUGUAUCUAUCUAUAUGUAGUGAGUAGAAGAUGUUGUGUGAAAAUCCUUGAAAAGCAGAUGCAGGAUUAUAAAAUGCUCUCCUCUUAGCUCUGGUGUUUCUUCCUCUCUUCGUGCCAGAUUACUCCCAAUAUCCUUGGUCAUCUUAUUUAUGUAUCGAGGGAGGACUAACUGUUAAAAACUUUGGUUCCUCAUUCCUCCAUCGUCGUUGUUGUUGUUGUUGUUCUUCUUCUGCUUCUUCUUCUUCUUGUCAUUAUAAUGGAAUUUCUAAUUUAAAGGA
Magnolia sinica is the source of this 795-nucleotide messenger RNA. Its product is annotated as protein RADIALIS-like 1. Bases 174 to 428 code for a protein of 84 amino acids. Lineage: Eukaryota; Viridiplantae; Streptophyta; Magnoliopsida; Magnoliales; Magnoliaceae. The record is from RefSeq and is a predicted model, not a curated record. Gene Ontology annotation, molecular function: DNA-binding transcription factor activity. The transcript is spliced from 2 exons.